Brienomyrus brachyistius is the source of this 5254-nucleotide messenger RNA. It is a transcript of the gene arhgap9, whose product is annotated as Rho GTPase activating protein 9. Lineage: Eukaryota; Metazoa; Chordata; Actinopteri; Osteoglossiformes; Mormyridae. Gene Ontology annotation, molecular function: phospholipid binding; protein binding. Gene Ontology annotation, biological process: signal transduction; regulation of GTPase activity. The coding region runs from base 2489 to 4288 and encodes 599 amino acids. The transcript is spliced from 17 exons. Gene Ontology annotation, cellular component: cytoplasm. The record is from RefSeq and is a predicted model, not a curated record.
UAGUAGCUGGUUCAAGUUGUGCCUGUAGGAGAGGAAUCUGACUCACACACUCCCUGGUGCUAUUUAAAUGAAAAAUAUAAUUUGCAUUUGCAGAAGUACAGGUACAUUGGAAUCACACACGCACACACACACACGCACACAGAGCGUCAGCCAUUUAUCUGGUACCCCUCUAGCAUUUUUUGGGGGGUUAGGGGCCUUGCUCAAGGGUGCAACGGACAUGUGCCUAUUUUGCCUUGGCUGGGAUUCGAACCGACAACCAUCCUUCCAUUAAGGUGUGUGCUGUGUGAAGAGUGGUAUAUAUUUGGGUAAAUAAGGGUGAUUGAGUGCAGUUUCUUUACUAGGAGAUGCAGUUGAGGUAUGCUGUGCUUGGGUUCUACAUUUGGGGGGACGACGCCGUAGCCUCAAAUGCGACUGUGGUACUGAGGUCUCACCAUGGAUCCACCACCUUGGGGAACAGGUGGGGAUGGACGCACAAGUGCAGUGCUGCCAGUGAGGGAGGUGUUGGCCGUCAGGUGUGCCUGGUCAUGUGCUGCAGACUGAAACAGCCCCCGCUUUCUUAAUGGAUUCAACAAUAAACACCCCCCUCCCCAUCCCUAAGCCUGGUAAGAGGGGAUUAGAGCCAAAUUCGGGUCAGAAGCUCCUAUCCCACAAGACGGUGUGUGCUUCGAUCUUGCUAGGACUCGGCUACGAUGAGAGUGGAUGCUCCUUGUCACUGUUUAUUUUAUGUUUAAAGGUUCCUGGCUGGAAUUCGCCACUAAUGGCUAAUUACACUUAAACGUUCAGCUACACUCGUCUUGAUUUUAUUUUUACAGGAUCUUAUUUUUAGAUGUUUUAUGCUGAACUUAAUACUGCUGAUUUUACAGCUGGAACAUCGUGACUCAAGCCCUCGUGUACCACCCGUCAUCCCUUCCAAAUUAGGCUCCUAACUGCAUAAGAAAGCACAGUUUUAGCGGCUCCGGGGGUGAAGAUGAAUGUGCAGGCAGCUUUGCGGUAAGAGAGGAACUGACAUAAGCAGUCCAAACAAGCCGGAAAGCAUGCAGUACAAAAUACAACGAACCCACCACCAUUUCCUCUUGAAGCCUUGUAGGUUACGUGCCUAGUAUCGCACAGCUGCAUCGCCUAAGAAAGAGUCGGGUAAACCGGGGGCGUGCUUUAAAAGCCGUUGAACAAUGGUUUCGAGGACGUUAAAGGCAUUUUAGCUGCAAUCUUUGUAACCUUACGAAAAGCCGGAGACGUUAUUGAGGGAUUUGUUUAUGCUGCCCUCUGGUGGCUAUGUGAAGCACAGCCGAACGAUGCUGAGGCGAGGGGGGUGGAGGGGGUUUUCGCGUGUGUUUACUGACCUGCGGAUGCAUUAUCAAUGCUGAUGUGGUAUUCGUGGGAAAUCUACCCGGCGUUUUUUAGUUCAUGAUGCAUUUCAGGACAUGGCAAUUAGUUUUCAAACUAUAAAGAAAAAAAUGGCAUCUUUUCAACUGUUUGAACUCUUUGCAUCUACAAAGCUAACGAUUAUGAGCCAAAAAAUUAUUUUGUUGCAGUUAAAACGUAAUUUAACGUAGGAGUGUCGUUUUAGAAAGCUGGUCAGACGGAUUGUAUAGAGAAUUUGAAACAGUUGUGCGGGGUUUUGACACAGAUCUCUGGCGGCUUGGUGAUCUGAGCCAGUCUGGCUCAGUACACAUUUAAUGACUUUUAGUCUGCAUGGUUAAAACGAUGGUAACAAAAGGCACCUUAAGUACCCCCUAAGCAUCAGAUACCCCCCAUAUGAACGCCGGACAUCGUUCGUUUAGGAAAACACAUGUUAUCCUCGUGUGCAGCGUGUGCUUACACAUGCACAUCUUAUGGUUAAUUACGUGCUUCGAUAAACUUAUGUUAGCAUAAGGGUAUCUUAUUCCAAACUGUACGACUUGGCUGUUUGCGUUAGUGCUUGAUACGAUCGCUCUUCACACACUCCCAGCCCCCGAGGCGAAACGCCGCUUUCUGCAGCAAACCUGUACUGAUGCUUAGCGGACGCGUAAAACGGACCCGUGCAUUGGCAAGACUGAAACCGAACUCUGCGGUUUAACGGUUUAACAAAUUCAGUUUGACCCCGACAGGAUCCUCAGUCACACUUAAUACUGACACAGCUUAGACAAAGCAUCGGCCAUUUUUUAAAGGUCCUUUUUUUGGAGGUUUUUUAGAGGUUUAUUUUUUGUUGGGUUCCUCCUGAAUUCAUACUCUCGCUUUCGCUGACAUCCUGUUUCCCCGUGCCUCGUACCUAUGUACACUCUGCAAACCCCCUCACUUUUACUGAAUUCACUCUUUUGAUGUGGUGCCCUUGUUACUUUAUCUACAGCAAGCUAUAAACGAACUACAGGAAAACCUUGAAGUUGUAAUAGGAUUACAGAUGAACUUAAAAGUGGGGAGGUUUUCUCAGAGGCUUGGUUGGUCCCCCGGUGACCCGAUGUAAAGACCAGUGAGCGGUGAUCCAGGUCGAGGUGAUUUCUGAGGGACAUAGAUGCCGCCAGCUGGACCGCGCCCCAUCUCCCAGGACUCGCUGUCCUAUGGUAACCAGCAGGGGAUGAAGUAUCAGCCAUGCCCUCCCAGCCCAGCCCAGGGCCAGCGCCCCCUGCAGGUGCUGGACCUGUGGGAGCAGUACCGGGAUCCAGCUUCUGGCCGCUGCUUCUACGUCAACAGUGUGAGCGGCGAGCGUUCCUGGAAACCACCCCGGCGAGGCCGCAGCCAGGCGAGUCUCAUGGAAGCAGGAACCUCCAGCCAAAACUCCAACCACCUGUCGCCGGCUGGAAAAGGCACCAGGGACAUGAAUCAGGCCACCUCCUCGGACGGCCUCAGUGACACCUCCCUGAACUCAGAUGACACCCAACACCCCUACGCCCUGUCAGGGAGGACAGGACAGCCCAGCGGUAGCCGCCUGUUGGCGCUGCCCUCGCUGCAGGAUGCAAAGGGCCAGUUCUGUGUAGAUCAUGUGACCGGUCAUGUGACCAGCGGGGACACAGAUCAGCCCUCCACGGACAGCUGUGUGGAUGGUUCUGAGAGCAUCAUCACCCCAGAGCUGGAGAAGGCAGGGAUGCUGAAUAAGACGAAGAUCGCGGAAGGUGGCAGGAAGCUGAGGAAGAACUGGAGCCCCUCUUGGGUGGUUCUGGUGGGCAACAGCCUAGUCUUCUUCAAGGACCCCAAGUCACAGACACCCUCCAGCUGGAGGCCUGGGAAUAGCAAGCCGGAGAGCAGCGUGGACCUGCGUGGGGCCCAGCUGCACUGGGCCAACGAGCUCUCCAGCAAGAAGAAUGUCUUCCGGCUAAGGACAGUCACUGGAAAUGAAUUCCUGCUGCAGUCAGAGACGGACUCCGUGAUCAUGGAGUGGUUUAACACCCUGCGCGGUGUUAUCGAGCGGCUGGACCGUGAGAAUCCCCUGGACAAUGUGCUGCUCUUCUCUCUGCGGAGGUCCAGCAGCGUGGACAUGCUGGACCAGAGCGGCGACGAGGACGAAGGCCGAUCCGGGCAUAAGCCCUCCUUGCCUCGCUCGGUGUCCAACCUGGAGACCUCCGAGAAAAAGCGGGUGAAGAGCCGGCUGAGGAAGUUCAUCCAGAAGAGGCCCCCCCUACAGAGUCUCCAGGAGAAGGGGCUCAUUAAGGAUCAGGUGUUUGGGUGCCGCCUGGAGACGCUGUGUGAGAGAGAGAAGACCGCAGUGCCCCGCUUCGUCAAAAUGUGCACGGAGGCCGUGGAGAGGAGAGGGCUGGAGACGGAUGGAAUCUACAGAGUCAGUGGGAACUUAGCAGUCAUUCAGAAGCUGCGGUUCACUGUGAAUCAUGAGCGGGCAGUGAGCACCGAUGGACGAUUUCUGUUCCCAGAGGGGUUGGUGCAAGAGGAGAAGCUGAACCUGGACCACAUCCAGUGGGAGGACAUUCAUGUCAUCACUGGUGCCCUUAAGCUCUUCUUUCGGGAGCUUCCGGAACCUUUGGUCCCCUACAGCCUCUUUACGGACUUCGUUGAGGCAGUCAAGAUACCAGACUACCAGGAGAAAGUGGAUCGUUUGAAAUGCCUGGUUUACAGCAUGCCGACUGUCAACCACAACACUAUGCACUUCAUGUUCCAGCACCUGAGACGAGUGAUGAAGCAUUCAGACACGAACCGCAUGACGACCCAGAACAUCGGCAUCGUCUUUGGGCCCACGCUGAUGCGGCCGGAACGAGACACCGUCAACAUGGCCGUCAACAUGGUCUACCAGAACCAGGCUGUGGAGCUCAUUCUCAGCGAGUUCAGUCAGGUGUUCGGACCCGAAGACAAUGGAGCCCAGUGAAGGGGCCCCUCGCCUUUAGCCAGAAGAAUUGUCCCCUGCAUUUCUUCCAAACUGUCCAGUCCUGCCGAAACCGAAGGAAGAAGAAUAUGAAGGAAAUGUGGUGAAGUAAAGGAGAAGAUAGGACUGAAUUCAAGGGAAGGACCUGAAGAUCUGAAUCGGUAAUAACAUACGAGGAAGCGAGCCAGGGACCCAUGCUGAGAGGUGCGGGGCUUAUCGCCGGUAUGCACCUACAGCGGAUUUUCAGCGUGCCAAGUCAAGAAUGAUGACAAAAGACUAAGCAAUAGAAUUAACAUGCAAUAUAAAUAAAUGAAACAGCCAGUGCGUUUUAGCUCUCGGCUCACGGGGAGUCUGACAGACGGAUAGCUUAAGUGUCACUGAACACUCUGUGAACUGAUGGCACCAUUCAUUCACUCAGGGACUUGCAGGGGUGCCUGGGACCAUGAAGAGGAGAGGGUGUGUCCUGCUGUUUUUCUCUUUUUCUUGUGAUUGUGCUGGUGAUGUUGGUAUCGGUGGGGUAGGGUGGGGCGGGGUGACAUGAUGCAGUCUUCCAGGCUACCAGCUCUUACCGACAGGUGUUAAAAACGUCUCUGAGGCAACAUAUAAACUCGCAGUCAAACUUUUGCUUUUUUUGUCAUUGCAAGUCGCCCAUCUGUGUUUAUGUUUGUACUCUGUAGGAAGCACUAAUGUUCAGUUACAGCAUGUUGGAAGCGAGCUGAUCCAUUCUAAUGAGCUUCAUUUUGUUUACACGAAAAUGACCUCAGUUAUGAGCCUUUGAAUGAAAAUGUUUUAUGGACAAAAUGGCCUCCUAUGGACACACACACACACACACACAAUUGUAUUCAUAACAUUGUCUGGACCAGCCAUUCAUUUCUAUGGGCAAAAUCCUAAUCCCAACUAUGACAACCUUACCCCCUACCCAGUCCUAACCUUAACCACAAAUAACCAAAUAAAAUACGAGACUUAUAA